Messenger RNA from Macrobrachium nipponense, 542 nucleotides. It is a transcript of the gene ATPsynCF6, whose product is annotated as ATP synthase-coupling factor 6, mitochondrial-like. The transcript has 4 exons. Gene Ontology annotation, biological process: proton motive force-driven ATP synthesis. The coding region runs from base 16 to 447 and encodes 143 amino acids. Gene Ontology annotation, molecular function: proton transmembrane transporter activity. NCBI's taxonomy places the organism in Eukaryota, Metazoa, Arthropoda, Malacostraca, Decapoda, Palaemonidae. The record is from RefSeq and is a predicted model, not a curated record.
UUAUUUGUUUCAACCAUGACGAGAAACGAAACAUGUUGGCAGUCUCUAUGCGCACUGAACACACCCUCAGAUUCAGUCGGCCCUGAGUCGGGUCGGCCAUCAGUAUCGUCACCGUGCGAAGAGUCAUCUCCCAAAAUGAUUGUAACCAGAUUGAUCCCAGAGGUUAGGACUUUGAAAACGGUAUUAAGAAGGAAUUAUGGUGUAAGUGCAGUUCUUUUACAAAAAGCAGGUGACCCCAUUCAACAGCUUUUUGUGGACAAAAUUCGAGAAUAUGGAAAGAAGAAGGGGGCAGCUGGUGGAAAGUUGGUAGAUUCCAACCCUCAGAUUGAAAGGGAAAUGCAGCAAGAAUUAGACAAGGUUGCUCGCCAGUAUGGAGGAGGACCUGGUGUUGAUAUGACAAAAUUCCCUGCAUUUGAAUUUACAGAUCCCAAGAUUAACCCCCUGUAAGUUCUGCUUUUAUCAUCUGUUUGUAUAAAGCUCCUUUAUAAUUUAAUGUCAACACUGAGAUGUAAAAUGUUAAUAAACAAAUGUAGAUUUUGAAA